CAUAAACCUCUUCCAAAUCACCCCAAUUCCCAAAGCAACCGACACACACACACACAAGCUACAAACAUGGCUGCUUCUUCUUGGUGGGUUGUAGCGGCGUGCGUGGUGUUGGCGGCGGCGGCGGCGGCCGACCCGAGGGACGGGUUCACGGCGGUGAGCCUGGGCGAUGGCAACUUCCAGCUGCAGUGGCCGUACGACGUGGAGAGCAGCUCGAGGUACAGCUUCGACGGCACGGUGAGGCGGCUGUGGGUCUUCUCCGACGACAAGCCCUUCAAGCCGCAGAGCGGAACCAACCCAAGGACGGAGAUCAGGAUGACGGGUUAUGACUACUCGUCAGGGGUGUGGCAAUUCGAGGGCACCGGUUACGUCCCCUCCGGCACCACCGGCGUGUCCAUCAUGCAGGUGUUCGGUGGCGGGACCGCCACCACCCUCAUGCUCCACGUCUAUGGCGGCGACCUUUGGUACUACCACCAGCAGGUGGUGGAGACCAACAUCUACGACCGCUGGUUCCGCCUCAAUGUCAUCCACGACGUCGCCGCCUCCCAGCUCACCGUCUUCAUUGAUGGCCGGGAGAGGCUCCGCGUCGCCGGCAAGGGUGGCGACUCGCACUACUUCAAGUUCGGCGUGUACAUGCAGACGAACCCGUCCAACCGCAUGGAGUCUCGCUGGAAAGGCAUCAGCAUCCUCAACAAGACAUAGUAACCUAGUAUCGAAAUUAGACAUAAAUUGAUGUUAUGAAUAAAUCUAUCUAGAUUCAAUAAUAUUAGAUUGUGUCAAAUCUAUCGGGUAUAAAGUUAUUAUAUUUUAAGAUGGAGAUAGUACUUGGAGUAAAUUAUAACUGGACAUUGUGUAAACACGCAUGUCUCUACUUGUGUUCUUACAUGCGUGGAGUACUAUGCACAUGCCUAUAUGUAUGGUUGUGUAUGUCAAUUUUGUUUCAUCUAUAUAUUGAGUGUACGUAUAUAUGAUAUCUUUGCAUUAAGAAAAGUACUUAAUUAUGUGAUAAUACAUUUAUGUGUA
Oryza sativa Japonica Group (Japanese rice) is the source of this 1020-nucleotide messenger RNA. RefSeq names its product citrate-binding protein. NCBI's taxonomy places the organism in Eukaryota, Viridiplantae, Streptophyta, Magnoliopsida, Poales, Poaceae. The record is from RefSeq and is a predicted model, not a curated record.